Dendronephthya gigantea is the source of this 5976-nucleotide messenger RNA. RefSeq names its product fibroblast growth factor receptor 2-like. The record is from RefSeq and is a predicted model, not a curated record. NCBI's taxonomy places the organism in Eukaryota, Metazoa, Cnidaria, Anthozoa, Malacalcyonacea, Nephtheidae. Bases 156 to 4673 code for a protein of 1505 amino acids. Gene Ontology annotation, biological process: multicellular organism development; protein phosphorylation; positive regulation of kinase activity. Gene Ontology annotation, molecular function: ATP binding; transmembrane receptor protein tyrosine kinase activity. Gene Ontology annotation, cellular component: signaling receptor complex. The transcript has 27 exons.
UUUGUCUCAUUCUUUGCGGUUUGUUCUUCCUGGAAGUUCAAUCAUCAGGAGGAAAACCUAAGAUAGUUGACAAAUCGACAGUUACUUACUCGGCGAAAGUUGGGGAAAGAAUUCGUUUAAAAUGCAAUUUCAACCGCUGGGAGAACGGUUGGAAAAUGACGUGGUACAAAAACGGCGCUGUUGUUCGGGUUCGAAGAAAGUCGAGGUUUAGAAUGCGUGAUGGGGUGACGAGCAUGCUGAGAAUCAAGAACGUACGAAUCCGCGAUGCUGGAAUGUACCAGUGUGUGGCUAGAAACAAAUAUGGCACAGAAAGUAAACAAAUGAAUCUAACAGUCACAGGUCAGUUAAAGGCGCGUGGUGUACCCGGACAAGGUUCGCCGUGGUUUGAAAAGCUGAGUCCUGCGAGGCAGUACAUCGCCUGGCCAGCGUCGAAUGAUCUGAAAUUACGCUGUGCGGCUGAUGGAGAGCCUCCCUUGAAAUAUCAGUGGUUGAAGGACGGGAAAGUCCUGACAUAUCGUGGCUUAGAUCCAAAGGUUGACGGUACGAAGUGGUAUUUGAUUAUCAAAACAGCCGUUAUAUCUGACAAUGGCGUGUACAAAUGUAUCGUGUCAAAUAGACUGGGGAAUAUAUCACGUGAAUACAAAUUGAAAGUAAUAGAAAAGGGACCAAUACGUCCAGUGUUAUCAACUCAUUUCCCCGUCAACAAAACUGUUCAUGUUGGCGACAACGUGACAUUUCAAUGUAUAGAGCUCUUUAGCCCGAUGUUGACCGACUAUCGUUGGCUUCACUGGAAGAAGCUGCCUCCUAGUUACCCGGAGUUGAACCUUGCAGAAAUACCAUCCACCACUUCGCCGUAUUAUACAUUGAUUAAUCAUCGACAUUAUAAAGCGUUUGACGUCGAAAAAAAGGACGGAAAAUACGGGUCAAGGGUAUACAUAAAUAACGUUACAAAAGAAGAUGAAGGAAUGUACACUUGUUUGAUCACAAAUCAUGUUGGACAAGGUUCAAGGAAUGCGUUCUUAAGAGUUGUCGAUUCAGAAAUUUCAAAACCACUGGAGAGAGAUGAUGAAACAGAAGAACCUGGUAGGAAGAUGGCUUGCUCUGUCUCCGUUGCAGGAACGCCUGAAUUCAACCGAGGCAAACAAUACCAACAUCUUACCGUUGCUUUGAAGUCUGUGAGACCAAACGACGCCAACGCAUAUGAGUGUAAUCUGUCAGGUCGCUACGAAUCUAUAAACAUGACGUAUGAACACAAUGGAAACGAAAGAGCAAGGCCUAUUCUGGAAGAUUUUCGUAACGUGAAAGCGAUCGAGGGAGAGAGUGUGUCGUUGACCUGCAAGGCGUUCAACAUCAACAGACCAAAGUUGAUUUGGUUUAAAUUCGACAAAAUCUUAAAACAGUAUAAAGUGGUCCGGGAAGAAGAUCGCGUUGAAUUUGAAGCCGUGGAGGACAAAAGCAUGGGAUGGUAUGGCGAGAGACUUCGUUUAUUGAGCGUUUCGAGUCAAGACUCCACGGAAUAUUUGUGCUUAGGCAUUAAUUUCAUUGGGACAAAUUCUGAAUCGUUGAUGGUCAAGGUUUUGCCAAAGAAAAAUAUAGGAGAUUUUGCCUCAAACGAGACUUGGAGUGUCAAAAUGCUCGCCAGAUUUUGUUUCAUUCUGUGUGCUUUGUUUUUCGUGGUGGAAUCAGCAUUCACACGUACACCAGUAAGUCCACCAUUACUCUAUAAGUACAAGUCGAACGUGGUAGCAUUACUCGGCCAAUCACGGGUCAAGCUUCGUUGCCGCGUGUCUAAUGGCAUGGGAGCACAAUAUUGGUGGACAAGGAAUGGCAAGAAAAUACGAAGAUCGAGGAAAUAUCUAGUCACUUAUUUCCAUAAUUUGAGGAUAAAAAACGUGGGAGCUUCUGACGCCGGAGAGUACGUUUGUCGGGCGAAAAAUGAUGUCGGAGAGAGUCACCAAACGAUCACCCUCAUUGUUAAAGAUCCAGCCAAAGAAAAUACUACUGAAGAAAGAAAACCGUUUUUCACGCAUCUGGAACAGAUGACGAAAAAGAUGAUAAUAAUCCCGGCUGGUAACAAAUUCAAAAUCACAUGUUCGGCUUCCGGUAGACCAUCGCCAACAAUCGCCUGGUACAAAAAUGGGAAACAGCUUAAACUAAUGCCCGAUGGUUCAACGGCGAUAAAACCGAGUGAUUUUAUCUUAAACUUCGAAUCACUGAGAUCAAAAGACGAUGGAAAAUACACGUGUUUCGUUUCAAACAGACUUGGAAAUGUUAGCGCGUCAUUUGACCUGACAGUCAAAGCAUCCCCGCCACCAUCCUUCCAGAGUGACGUGUCAAACGCGACCGUUGUGCUCGGCGAAUCAGAAGUCAGGCUUCCCUGUCGCGUGAUCGCUGACGUAAAUACAGAAUAUUGGUGGACAAAAGGCGGGAAACGGAUAACGAAACGAAAAAGAUAUCGAAUCAAGAAAUUCCGUUAUUUGAGGAUAAAAAAUGUGGAGAAUUCCGACGCCGGAGAGUACGUUUGUCGGGCGAAAAAUAAUGGCGGAGAAAUUCAGCAAACGAUUACUUUAAUUGUUGAAGAUCCAGUCGGAAAUUCUCCUGAAGAUCGAAAACCGUUUUUCACGCAUCCUAAGAAGAUGACGAAAAAGAUGAUAAUAAUCCCAGCUGGUAACAAAUUCAAAAUCACAUGUUCGGCUUCAGGCAGACCAUCACCAACAGUCUCCUGGUACAAAAAUGGUAAACAGCUUAAACUAAUGCCCGAUGGUUCAACGGCGAUAAAAUCAAAUGAUUUUGUCUUAAACUUCGAUUCACUGCGACCAAAAGACGAUGGAGAAUACACGUGCUUCGUUUCAAACAAACUUGGAAAUGUUAGCGCGUCAUUUGACCUGACAGUCAAAGAAAUAAUACUCGCAAAACCAGUGUUGCAAAAAAUGAAAAAUAAAACUGCGUAUGAGGGAGACGAUGUGACGCUCACUUGUAGUGCAUUCAGCGAUGCUUUGCCUCAUUUUCAAUGGAUAGUAAAGAAUCCAAAAAAGAACAAUUCGAUUGAAGUUUUAAACCCCGGACUUGAGCAAGACGACUACAUUUGUGAAGGAGAAAAAGAGCGAUGGCACUGCGUGAAAUUGCUACUCCGUAACGUGUCGCGUAAGGAUGAAAGGCAGUAUUACUGUAUGGCAGGGGAUGAACGGGGAUGGAGCAAGGAGACGGUGUGGCUAAAAGUGUUGCCAAGACCAGUUACUACCGAGGCGACAUCGGUUAAAGUGCGUAACAAGAGACCAUAUUAUAACUCAGAGAAGACAUCAGGGAACUCGAUGACACAAGUCAUCGCCAUCACUGUUUCGGUGGUCGUUGUAGCAAUUGCAAUUGGCUCUGUGAUCGCGUAUCUAUGUAUUUUCAAGCGAGGAAUGUUCAGACAGAAAGCACGCGUCAUCGAAAGUUACGGCGCACCUCCGUAUCCCGAAAAACGUCGCGAUGUAUUGAGUUCUACGUCGUCGUCCAUGUCCAACUGUUCAACAAAUCCUUUGCUUGCACACCACGGAAUGAGAUACCUGAAGAGGCAGAACUCCGGUCUUUCUCAUGUCAGCGAGAUGGUGUUAUACUGUGACGCAGAGUGGGAAGUCGAUCGGGAAAACCUGAAACUUCUCGAAGUGAUCGGUGAAGGAGCUUUUGGCAAAGUUUUAAAAGCGGAAGCAUUUGGUUUAAAUCGACAAAACGCCGGAAAGAAUAUCGUUGCCGUGAAAACCUUAAAAGACGAUGCAACUGAGGCAGAAUUAUUGGAUCUUGUUUCUGAGAUGGAAGUGAUGAAGACGAUUGGGAGACAUAAAAAUAUCAUCAACGUCAUCGGAUGUUGCACGCAGAAUGGACCACUGCUUGUUGUGGUAGAGUACGCACCAUAUGGUAAUCUGAGAGAAUAUCUUCGUGAAAGAAGACCUAAUCGUAACGGUUUAACAAAUCCAAUCGAAGGAGAGGAGAAAUUGAUUUUGCGAGAUUUCGUUUCGUUCAGUUAUCAAAUAGCCCGAGGAAUGGAAUAUCUGUCGACUAAAAAGUGUAUUCAUCGAGAUCUUGCGGCGAGGAAUAUUCUAGUUGGUGAAGAUAAAGUUAUGAAGAUAGCAGACUUUGGCUUAGCAAGGGAUAUUCACAAAGUCGACUACUACAGAAAGACCACAGAUGGUCGUCUGCCCGUGAAGUGGAUGGCGUUGGAAGCGUUAUUUGAUCGAGUGUACACCGCCCAAAGCGAUGUUUGGUCAUUUGGCGUAGUCGUCUGGGAAAUAUUAACUUUCGGUGGCACGCCAUACCCAAGUAUACCACUCGAAAAAUUAUUUGAACUUUUGCAAACGGGAUACCGAAUGGAACAGCCAGUAAAUUGUCCAGAAGAUCUAUAUGAUCUAUUAAGGCGAUGUUGGAACGAGGAGCCUUACAUUCGUCCCACGUUUACUGAUCUCGUACAAGAACUGGACGCUAUGUUAUCAAAGAUGACAAACGAGGAAUACGUCGAUAUGGGCCAACUCAUUUCUCCAAUGCAGCCCCACCCGGUCACCCACCAGAUCGCAUCUAGUCCAAGCGACAGUGAUUCGAGUGUAUUCGAAAACGAAGAUCAACAUCAAGAUGAAAAACAACCGUUGAAAACAGUAGACUGCAAUCUUCUUCCAAUCAUCCAGGAGGUGACGUGUUGAAAUAUUCGGACAAUCCCGUCAAAAUUGUGGACGUUUUCGUUAUCGUCGAGAGGAAUUUAAUGAGACGAGCAAGAUUUUGCAAAGAUGACAAGAAUUUCAUUGGAUGCAAAAUAAAUAAAAACUCUCUUGGUUUACAAGUUGGUGCGCAGAACCUUAUUCAUCGGACAGGCAAGGUCAUUGCCAGAUACUCCUUGAAUUUGGAAAUAAUCCUUCAACUUAUUACGGUUUGGAAAUGAAAAUAGACAGUGGACACAAUGGAACUCAUUGUCUUAGUAACAAUGUUCGAAAUCCCUAAAUCCUAAAGUUGACGGCAAUUGAAGGUUGCUACGAUUUGGGUAAACGCAUUGCUAGUCAACUUUUUUACAUCUUGUACCGUUUUCUAUUCUAUUGUAAACGAAGAAGCAAUUUGGUGGCAAAAAGGCGCUUCUUCCAAUGGUAAACCUUGAUCACAAAAUGAAAUGAGUGGUUCACCGACAAAAAAUGAACGGUUACGAAUCAAAGAAUUGGAGGAGAUUUAUUGGCUGAAAGAUAUAUGAACCUUUUUGGUCGUAAAAUUGGACAGUCUUUAUCGGCUACAAUGAAGAAGAGGGCAACACAUUUCUAACAGUUGGAUUUAAAGAAUCAUUCUACAAUGGUUCGUACAUGAAUAAGAAAAUGCUUGGUUUUAUCAAGCAGAUUACUUUAUGGAGAGCAUCUCUUGUGAAACAAUUAAGGUAUACAGAAUUAAACGUAUACUCAAAAGUGUUAUACUUUCGUAGUAAAAAUAACCUAAAAGCAGUCGUGCCAUGGAAAAACAAGUUGACGAAAUAUCUGGUCCAAAUUCAUCAAAGUGAACUUAAUACCAGAAUUUCAGAAUGGCCUAGCUCACGACAGAAAAAGCUUUACAUUGUGAUAAUUUUACAUCGUAAAUAGUAGUUAUAGUAUAGAUAGAUUAUAGUACCACUCGCAGGCUCUUUCUCAUGCCAAACACUGUAGAUAUUCGAAUAGUUAGUAUAGCAUAGUGAUUUUUGAACUGACUUUAGGAUUUUACAGAAUUAAAUACUACAUGCUUCUUAUAAUUUCUGGCUUUAACAUCGACUGACAAAAUUUUUUUUAGAAUGUUUCACACACGAGCCACAUCGGUGUGAAUUAAAUUGUGAAAUAUUUUAUUUUAGACAGUUUUAUGAAAUUCUUUGACAACACUAAUAUUAGAGCUUAAUUCUGUUGUAAAUAUGUUACAAUUUAAUGGGGUUUUGAAUGUAAAAUAGAUUUUGAAGAAACUGUAUAUAUUUUUUUAAAGAGAAAGCUAAUAAAUGUUUCAAAA